Molecule: messenger RNA, 1047 nt
Organism: Labrus mixtus (cuckoo wrasse)
Lineage: Eukaryota; Metazoa; Chordata; Actinopteri; Labriformes; Labridae
Product: diacylglycerol O-acyltransferase 1-like
Exons: 6
Biological process (GO): triglyceride biosynthetic process
Cellular component (GO): endoplasmic reticulum membrane
Molecular function (GO): diacylglycerol O-acyltransferase activity
Source: RefSeq, a predicted model, not a curated record
CACACACAUAUACAAAGGCCCAUUACAAAGUGGGAGCUUAAUUAGUCUAAACAAGUCAAAAAUGUCUUAUUUAGUUUCUGUAGAUGAACAUGAUGAAUGGUGGUGAAAAAAAGUCUGUUUUUAUGUCUUUCACAGGAAAUUGACUUUUCUCGGAUGGUGGAGCGCCUCCUAAAGCUGGCUGUUCCUAACCAUUUGAUAUGGUUAAUAUUCUUCUAUUGGUUUUUCCACUCUUCUAUGAAUUUUGUGGCAGAGCUGCUUCAGUUUGGAGACAGGGAGUUCUACAGAGACUGGUGGAACUCUGAGACUGUCACAUAUUUCUGGGCCAACUGGAACAUCCCAGUUCACAAGUGGUGCCUGAGGUGAGCAACAAACGACUCUAUCAGGAGUACUUUCUACACUAAGCCAAUGUUGAAGAGAGGGACCAACAAUUGUCUGGCUCAAACCGCAGUCUUCCUGGUAUCUGCAUUCUUCCACGAGUACCUGGUGAGCGUUCCUCUGAAGAUGUUCAGACUGUGGGCCUUUAUGGGAAUGAUGGCUCAGGUUCCUCUGGCUUGGUUUGUGGGUUGGUUCCUGAAUGGAAACUAUGGCAACGCAGCAGUGUGGAUAUCACUCAUCAUCGGCCAGCCUGUCGCUGUGUUGAUGUACGUCCAUGACUACUAUGUCAUUCAUUACGGGGAAGCUACAUAACACCCGACAAACACAGCCGCGCUCUGCUCCCACAAUCACACACAUAAACACACACACACACACACACACACACACACACACACACACACACACACACACACACACACACACACACACACACACACACACACACGCCAGCCUGCAGGAAGCCUCAAUGAGAGAAUGCAGAGUUUUAAGGUGAUUUUAGUAGAAUGUUCUGCUAAUAUGUACAUGUUUGUAAACGGCAGGGAAAGAGUUUUUGACUUCUUGAUUUUGCACUAGAGAGAAUUAUAGCAGUCUUGCCAGCAAAUUAUUUUCACAAUGUAAGAAGAGAUUUUUUUUGAAGUACGUCUUUGUUGGCAGCCUCAACAGUUCCAACAG